Molecule: messenger RNA, 255 nt
Organism: Emiliania huxleyi CCMP1516
Lineage: Eukaryota; Haptophyta; Isochrysidales; Noelaerhabdaceae
Exons: 2
Coding region: 1-255 (84 amino acids)
Source: RefSeq, a predicted model, not a curated record
AUGCUUCAGCGGCGCUCACGAGCUGAAGCCGAUAGUCUCGGCGAAUUCUGGAUUUCUUUUUUCAACGCAAAGUCGGGCGACAAGGCCGUCGCGGCGCUCGUGAGCGGUGGCCACGUCGCGGACGGCGAGCCGGAGACCAUCGCUGCGUUCCUUCUCGCAAACGACGGCAAGCUCCGUCGACGCGUCCAAGGUUGCGGAGAUGUCUCGGUGUGCUUUUGCCCCAACCACGUGGUGGCCGAAAUCUCUGCUGUGUAG